This is a messenger RNA of Enterospora canceri, 897 nucleotides long. The record is from the annotation of a GenBank genome assembly. NCBI's taxonomy places the organism in Eukaryota, Fungi, Microsporidia, Enterocytozoonidae.
AUGAUUUCAUUUGUGAGACUCAACAACAAGUUCCACAGACCUGGGGAUGUUGUAACUGGUCACAUUGUGGUUCAGACAAAAGAGAAGUUUUCAAUAGAGGCAUUGGAACUCUGUUUUGAAAGAAGAACACGUCUUCUAAUUGAAGGAAAUUCAAAUACGUACCAUGACGUUGAUCACGACGCAGUGGUCUUCUCCAAGAGGAAUAUGGUGCUAGAUAGCGUAGAAAUAUCAGCAGGAGAGCACCAGUUUCCAUUCAAAUUUCUACUUGGACAAAAUGAGGUUUCUAGUUCAACUGUAAGAAGAUAUUUUGGUGAAACAAGAGUUGACUUCAUCAAUGAUUACAUAAUAUAUACGAUAUGUAAUGGAGUAAGUGGAAAGGUAACACACCUGAAUAGUUACCAGGAGAGUGAGCCGUCUCUGGAGAAGGACGUGGUGCUGACACAAAGCAACUUUCUCUGUACUCUUAAGAGAAAUGUCGUAAAAUUGGUAGUGGAUAAAAUGGGCUAUUUGCCUGGUGAAUUGGUGAAGCCUGUUCUCAGAAUAAGCAAGAAUAACAUCAAGUCGAUUCAUAAGGUGACAUUUGGAGUAUACGAGUGUUUCAUUCACAGGAAUCACACGAUAAGAAGCAGGAAAAUAGCAGAAACAAAUGGAUACUUGGUGGAUCACAAUGAGAUUGCUGGCUGUCUGAGACUGCCCACUUCAACAGGCGCAACGUGCAAGGAUCCUCUCUACGACGUCCAGAUUGUCGUAGAGGCCUCCGUUCAAUUACAUAAGAGCACUCUAAAAAUAAAAAAGAACCUGAACGUAAAACAGGUGAAAACACUGUUGCCAGAAAAAGAGGAAUCUUUCGCAUUACAACCCGUGAUACACAGAGAUCAUGUCAUAAAUUACUACUAA